Molecule: messenger RNA, 2487 nt
Organism: Aspergillus bombycis
Lineage: Eukaryota; Fungi; Ascomycota; Eurotiomycetes; Eurotiales; Aspergillaceae
Exons: 6
Coding region: 1-2487 (828 amino acids)
Source: RefSeq, a predicted model, not a curated record
AUGACCGGCAUGGUUCAGACUGACCUAGCCCACCCAUCGACGUCCAAAUACAAAGACGAGCCUGCUGACGACCAUAGACUCGGCAAUAAGCUAGAGAUCCUGGACUCUUGGGCCUGUACUCAAGAACUGUCGUCAGUUAUACCACCUAUCUUUCCAGUCCUGACCACAGAGAGCUCCAUCCAUGGCUUCGGCACCCUGGGCAUCAAGGCCCGCCACAUCUUCAACUUCAACAUCCAAGACCAGCGAGUCUUGUCCAACAUCAAAAACACCCCAACUCCCCUCUUCAGCCCAGUGCAAGUCUAUCUUCUGGAUCAUACGCUCCCCACGGUCUGGGAAACGGAGUUCUACACCAUCAGAACCCGUACGGACCACCCACGCAAGAACCAGCGUAUUACGCAUCCCAUCCUCCAUAUACAGCAGCAAGUGCACCAGCACAGUAUCCCUCAAGUGAUCGACUCGCCAAUCGUUUCGGAAAUCCCAUCCGGGCCGUUUUCUUUCGUCACUGACUCGUUGCCAGGACCCCCUGAAAUGAUGGCAACAACCACGCACAUGCAGAGGCCUUACCCUCCAAUCUACCAAACACCACAAUCCGGUUCUCCAGCAUCGGUAACCUCUCAGUCCCAUGAGCAGCACAGCCGGAAUCUUUACAGUCAAUCACCACAGAUGGCAUCGCAGAUGUAUGGCUACCAGCCAUAUUCCCCUAUAAACCCCGUGCAGCCUUCACCGUAUGCACACACCUCGUCACAGCACCCUCUCACGUCUCAGUCGAUGAUAUUGCCUCACCAGACCAGUUCUGCGCCGAUACCCCAUACCCAGGCACCAACUGUCACCAUGGCGGCUAGCCCCAAUACAGUUACGGCUCAUCAACAGCCGACGCCUCCACAAAGGACGGUGCUGAACCCUCCACUUCCUGCAGCGACCAGCGGCCCAAUCCCUCCAAGCGGUGUGCAUCAUCAAAACUCAGCGAUAGGAGCAAGCACUAGCGCUGCACCAGGCCCCAUUCCGGCCACCACCCCACUGGUCGUACGCCAGGACAGCAACGGCGUCCAAUGGAUUGCUUUUGAGUACUCUCGAGAUCGUGUGAAGAUGGAAUAUACCAUCCGUUGCGAUGUUGAAUCCGUUAACGUGGAUAGCCUCAGCCAGGAAUUCAAGACGGAGAAUUGCGUCUAUCCUCGAGCCUGCUGCAGUAAGGACCAAUACAGAGGUAACAGACUAGUCUACGAAACAGAAUGUAAUGCUGUGGGAUGGGCUUUGGCAGAGCUUAACCCAGCAUUGAGGGGGAAACGGGGUUUAAUUCAGCGUGCUGUUGACAGCUGGAGGAAUAGCAAUCAAGAUCCCCGACUUCGAAGCAGGCGUGUGAGAAGAAUGGCCAAGAUGAAUAGACGGCAAGGGCUCCCAGCACAGCCGCCUGCUCACAUGGCCACUACUUCACCUGUUGCACCCGGUGUUCCCAGUGCUGUGCUAACAGCUCCCGGCCCACGUCCGUCAUUGGGUCCUCUAGCCAUGGGCCCUCCACAACUGCAUCACCACCACGCUCAACCCGAGGGAAAUACGAGUAAUGAGGAAGUAAGCGGUACCGCUGAUUUUGCGAAUGGUACCAAUCGUCCACCUGCCUCGGACAGUCAUCCGACCCCUGGGCAUUCACCUACGGAGAUUCGCACUGCCCAGGUAUUCCACGGCUUCCCUGCCUUUCCGCCUCCUGUAGGUGGUGCUCGGCCUUCAAUACCCCCCCUCAUUCGAGAUAGUGGGAUCGCCACCCUUGGGCGGCACCCAGCUGUUGCGACAUCUUCAAGCAAGGUCGAGGAAGUCGAGGACGACGAUGACGAUGAGCACAACCCAAGCAAUGAUGCUUUGUUCGGCGUAUUUCCUGAGGGCAAGCGCCGCAAAUUUAUACUCGUCGACGAUAAUCAGCGGGGUUGCCGCGUUCGUGUGAAAGUUAUGCUGGAUCAGGUGGACAUGAAUGAAAUCCCCGACUCAUAUCGAAUGUCGAACUCCGUCUACCCUCGAACAUACUUCCCCGUUCAGAUGAAGAACCCCCCCGGCCGAGUCGUCCCUGGCAAGAGAUACAUCAAGGAUGAGAAUGACACGGAUGAUGAGGAUACCCCCACUGUCGGCCGCAUUCUGGUCCCAGCUCCCAGUAUCGACGGAGAUAGUGAAGUUGCUGUCCCAAAACUGUCUCGAGCACGUCGAAAGAAUGAAGUCUUACUGAACGACCUGGGUUAUCGGAUGAGUUGGAGCCAAAGUCGUGUGUUCGCUGGGCGCAUGCUAUUCCUGCAGCGAUCUCUUGACGCGUAUCGGAACAAAAUGCGCAGCACUAUGCUGGCUGCGGGCCAGGAACCGACUGCAAUCCCCCGGCACUUCGAAACCCGAGCCGGAAAACGAAGAUUCCUUGAGCGCAAAAGACGAACAACAGCUCCUCUGGGCCGGACCAGUGGGGCAAAUACAUACUCUGCAUCCCGACGCAGCGCAGAGGAAGUUGAGGCUUAG